Lymnaea stagnalis (great pond snail) is the source of this 6311-nucleotide messenger RNA. Lineage: Eukaryota; Metazoa; Mollusca; Gastropoda; Lymnaeidae. The record is from the annotation of a GenBank genome assembly.
AUAUGUCACAUCAGCCUGUCACAUGCCCCCCCCCCCCCCACUUGAUUUACACGAAAAGAUCCUGGAUGCUUCUUGUCGGAUUAUCAGUGGAUUGUGGGGCGUUUUUCAAGAUAUAAAAGUGGGACAUAAGUCUGUAGAGAAAUACAACCUUCUCAUUCAGCCAACAAAAGUUAUUCAAAUGUCAAAACUGACGGUGGCAUGGCAUGACUGAACUGACUCCAGGGGAAAGCCAUCACAGAAUUACCUUAUAGUAAUUGCUUAUGUUUGCAAAAAAAAAAAGCAUCUAGCUUAGUAGCUGUACUUUUCAUAAAGAAUCGGUGAUUAGCUAGACUGAGUGACUCGAGUGGUUUCUAUUUUGAAAAAAAUCGGAGAUGGUAAAAUCUAAUGAGAUGAGCUUUGGCUUAAUUUGUAUUUUCGUGAUGGUGUUUGCGAUUGAAGGUUUGUACAGCAUGUUAAGUGGUUAGCCUUUGUAAUUUUUAAGGAUAUUUACUGCGACAUUGAUAAAUCAAAUUUUGAUGAUAUGUGAUUUUAUUUAAGUACUUGGUGGGGCAAGGCACCUUCGAUACACGUGUAAAAUACUGUACAUUUCCCGGCUAGAGCUCAUGUUCAAAAUUAAUGCCAGGUCCUUUUAAGAAUAGUCACUCACUGCAUCAAAGAUGCUCAUCUAUAUGAUAUUUUUUUGCGUUUGGUGCGUACAUGACCAACUGCACGACUGCGUGGGGAGUGGGAGGCAGCGAAUGAGAGCGCAGCAUGGUGCGCAAUGAGAGUUGGGUGGACAAUAAAAGAUUCACUCGGGAAUUAUUGCUGUAGAUUCUUUUGAUGGCAGUAAAAAAAAAUAUGUUAGAAACAAAGUGUGUUUUUAUUUAUUGAUUUUGUUGCUGUUUAUGUUGUUAUUGGUUUGUAUUUUAUUCUUAAAUGUUGAGAGGGUGGGCUGUUGGGUGAACGGGAGGUGAUGAUCACUCCAUGGCCUUACCCUUUGGUCCACUCGGGUGUGUUGUUUUAAUACAAGGCUGUAAAGGGCGAAGUCUCAACAUCCUGGGCAUCGUGAGAGAGGGCAACAAUGCUCUAAAUCCUUCCGCUUAAGACUGUCAACACUCCUUUACAACUAGCUAGUAGUAGCCCGUCAUUUUCUGGGGGCUGUUGUGCAAACCAUGAUCGGGGUCACAAGACUUUUGGCAUUUUUGGGGGGUAAAAUAUGUUUAGUUUUAUUAUUAAAAACUCAGGAUGAAUGUAUUCUUUACCUUUUGUCAUUUAUCAUUUACAAUUUACCAUUGAUCAUUUAAUAUUUACCAUUCAUCAUUUAAUACUUACCAUUCAUCAUUUACGAUUUACCAUUGAUCAUUUACAAUUUACCAUUGAUCAUUUAAUAUUUACCAUUCAUCAUUUAAUACUUACCAUUCAUCAUUUACGAUUUACCAUUGAUCAUUUACAAUUUACCAUUGAUCAUUUAAUAUUUACCAUUCAUCAUUUAAUACUUACCAUUCAUCAUUUACGAUUUACCAUUUAUCAUUUACAAUUUACCAUUGAUCAUUUACAAUUUACCAUUGAUCAUUUAAUAUUUACCAUUCAUCAUUUAACAUUUGAAUUUUUUUUUUUCUAAAAGAAAGUCUUUCAAAACAACCUUAAAAGUAAUGUUAUAACACUAUCAACAAAUUUACAGCAUCAGACGUAUCACUGACAGCUGAGCCGGCCUCCAUCAAAGAUGGAAUCACGAAGACACUGCAGAUGAAAUGUUCCCUCCAGGUAGAUAUGUAAUGUUAGUGUAAUAAUGGAGAUAAUAAUAAAAAAAUAAUAAUUAUAAUAAACCACCAGAUGACUUUAAACUAAGUCAACUACUCCCUUUUUUUAAUGACUGAUUUGAGCUAAACUGAAGCCAUUCAAAAUAUCAAAGAAUUUACACCAUAUUGGAAUAUUAUAAGCAAAUCAAUUUUUUUUCCUUUGUACACAUGAACAUGCUUGAAAAGGGGCAGCGACCGGGGAUAUUUUUAUAGAGCACCAGUCUUAACUAAUCACGUCCCAUAUAUUAAAUGGUUUUCUUCAAUGGAAAUAGUUCUGGAAUUGGUAGAGUGAAUUUAAAUUUAUUUUGUUUUAUUUAAUUAAUGUAUGUGAAUUUAAAAGUUCAUGAUAAUGCUUGUUGAAUCGUAUGCACAGCGUGGUGAGCUCCAGCUGGUGAACCUCGCUAUGUAAAACCACUAAUAAUAAUAAUAAUAAUAAUAAUAAUAAUAAUAAUAAUAAUAAUAAUAAUAAUAAUUAUAAAAAUAAUAAUAAUAAUAAUAAUAAUAAUAAUAAUAAUAAUAAUAAUAAUAAUAAUAAUUAUAAUAAUACUAAUAAUAAUAAUAAUAAUAAUAAUAACAAUUGAUCAAGAGCAACAUCUAAAUGAAAACUACCCCCUGCUUCGUGUUUGUGGGGUAGAGCAAGAGCUCUCUCUACGGGAAUGGGAACUUCGACUGCGCUCUAUGAUAGAAUAGGAAGUAAUGAUUACGAUUUAAAUUGAGUCUCAAGCAUAAAGUGUCCAACAUAGAGUUUUUAUAAAACAAUUUUUCCAUCAUAGAGUUUUUCAAACACAGAUUUUUCCAACAUAGACUGUUUCCAACAUAGACUGUUUCCAACAUAGACUGUGUCCAACAUAGACUGUUUCCAACAUAGACUGUUUCCAACAUAGACUGUUUCCAACAUAGACUGUGUCCAACACAGACUGUUUCCAACAUAGACUGUUUCAACAUAGAUUGUUUCCAACAUAGACUGUUUCCAACAUAGACUGUUUCCAACAAGGACUGUUUCCAACAUAGAUUGUUUCAACAUAGAUUGUUUCCAACAUAGACUGUUUCCAACAUAGACUUUUCCAACAUAGACUUUUCCAACAUAGACUGUUUCCAACAUAGACUAUUUCCAACAUAGACUGUUUCCAACAAGGACUGUUCCCAACAUAGACUGUUUCCAAACAUAGACUGUUUCCAACAUAUAGUGUUUCCAACAAGGAUUGUUUCAAACAUAGAUUGUUUCCAACAUAGACUUUUUCCAACAUAGAGUGAUUCCAACAAGGAUUGUUUCCAACAAGGACUGUUUCCUACACACAGAGAUUUUCAACAUAGACUGGUUCCAACAUUUAGUGUCUCCUCCAUAAAUUGAUUCCAAAACAUAGAGUGUUUCUAAAAAGGACUGUUUCCAACAGAGAAUGUUUCCAACAUAGACAAAAGCCUCACCAAUUGUCAUGCGGCCUAUUUACUUCAUUUCACUAUAUAAAAAAAAGAACUACUGCAUCCUAAAAUGAAACAAAACGUUGAAACAAAACACAUCAAUGCAGUCAUGCAAAUCUCUCACUUUUCUUCCAGCGCGCCCACCAAAGAGACGAUGCUGCACAAAGCAGAGCUGAGCCAUCUACAAUGACUGUAAAUUCAAUCUCUGUAACACGAGGUAAUGUAGUUCUGUACGACGCUUUGUCUCAUUACGACCUCAUUGACGUGACACCGUUUUAACUUGUCUACCGUAUGAUCUCAGUUCGUUGUUUUUGAAUGCUACCUUUCUUUGGAAUUAUUUCAAUAAACAUAUUUUCUUGUUUUUUUUAACUACUUGUUUGUUUUAACUUGACUACAGUAUGAAUAUUAGUCAUUGUCUUUGAAUACUAAACUUUAAAGAAAUUAUUUCAAUAUUUAUAUAUAUAUAAGUAUGCUUCUUUCGGUGCUUGUUUCGUACACUUUUGAUGAAUAUUUAUAAAUUUGAAGCUCAUUAUAUGCACAUAAAAAAACCACAUGCAUUUUCAACCUCGCUGAUCCCCAGAUAAUUCUUUCAGUUAACUCAUACGUGAACACUCUGUCCGAAUUAGAAGAUUACAUUUGAUGAUUGUUUUCAGAUGACAAGACCACGAUCGCGUCGAUUUCAUCUCGGCACCCGGCCAUUGCGUCAGCAGAUGUGGACACCAUCACGGUCCGUGGUGAAAUAACUCCUGGCGUGGGAUCCAACUAUCUGCUGUUGACGUGGACCAAACCGGGGAUAAACCAGGCCGGGAUCUACACGUGCUCGAUCAACGCGACGGACAAUGCCGGCCGUGGUGUCCUGUACAAAUCGAAUACUUACAUAUGUCACCAGCGUCCUAACGAAGACGAAAUUCUCAAGUAUAUCAUUCAAUUAGAGGACAGACUCUCACUCACCGAAACUGAAGUGCAAGAAUGCAAACAAAGUUUAAAGACUGAGCUCACAGCCAUCCGACUGUCGUUGAACAAUUCACAAUCUCACUUGCAGGGGCAGAUCGACAUCUUGAAGACCCAAGAUGCAACCACCGCCGCGUCUCUGAAAAGAUUGGAGACGGGGGCAUCGUCUCUUCGCACCGACCUGACGGCGAUACAGAAUUCACUUGACAGCUACGUCGCGGAGGAGGGGGUUGUAUACUUCGGAAGCUCCCAGAGUUUUCGACCUCCCGGACUCAACGCUAGAAGCCGCAUGGUGUAUGUUAAGUUCACCAAAACCUUCUCCAAGCUGCCGACCGUCGUGUGCAAUUUGCACGCGUUGGAUGCGGACAAAGGAACCAACACAAGAUUCAAGUAUUAUGCCCGUGACCUGACGACUGCCGGGUUUAAUCUCUACUGCGAGACGUGGUGGGACACGCUCCUGCACGGGAUCGAUAUCAAAUGGAGAGCGUCGAUACCGUAAGGCACCACGGGUGUAUUUUGGUUCGAUCCACAAAGAGAGGGAGAGAGUUCACCGAUAAAGCAAUGAAGUGAAGUGGGAGAGUAUCAUCCCCUAGCAGCAUGAUUUAAUUCAUACUUAUUUACUUUACAUAUAUGUAUAUUUUUAUAUAUCCCUAUACACACUUCAAUCAAAAAUAAUACAUGUUUAAACCAAAUGGGACUGGACUCAAACACCCAGAGGGUAGCAAUUAUACAGCAGGAGGGUAAGAAUCAUACAUCAGGAGGGUAGAAAUCAUAUAGGCGGAGGGUAACACUCAUACAGCCACAGACCAGCAAUUAUAUAGCCACGGGAAAGCAAUCAUAUAGGAAGAGGAUAACAAUUAUACAGCCACAGGACAUCAAUCUUACAGCUACAGGGCAGCAAUCAUACAGCCAGAGGGCAGUAAUCAUAUAGCAAUGCGAAAUUAAUUUAAUUUAAUUUAAUUAGGCAUUUUUAUAGCGCUUACCUUACAGCUCUAAGCGCUUUACAAUUAUUAAAAAUAUGUAAACUAUAAACUGCUAAAGUAAAAUAAAAAGAAAAAAAGGAAGAAAUCAAUCAUACAGCCACUGGGCAGCCAACAUAUAGCCACAGGGCAGCAAGUAUACAGCAACGGAAAAGCAAUCAUACACCCACAGGGCAGAAAUCAUUAGUUUUGUCUAUAAUGUACUCAAAUUUUCACCCUACUCAUAUCUUCUUUAUUGGCGUCACUUAGGUGUUAAUUUAAUAUUAUUUUGGAUUUUAUUUAGAUAAUAUUUAGAAGAUAUUUAGAUGUAAUUAAGUGUUAUAUACUUUUUUAUUUUUUUGUUAUUGAAAUGGAAUCGAAUUAAUUCAAACUGAAUGCAUCUACAUUCUUUUUUUUUAUUGAGCCUUGAAUAAUUUAGACAUCGCUUUGUUUUGCUUAGUAUGUUUAAAAAACAAAACACAAAAAACACUCUGAAAACAAAAACUGAAGUUUCAAGUCUAUUUUAUUUUCUUGUCAGCUUAUAAUGGUAUUUUAAUUCAUUUGUUUUUGGCAACAUCCCAAGUUUAAAGGUUGAAAAAACAUUGUAUUUAAUAAUUUUACAUCACUAUAAAGGUCUACAAUUUUAAUAAUAGUUAUUUAGUAUCAAACAUGCGCAAUCUAUUUUGAAAAUAAAUUUCAUAAUAAAAGCAUGACUUUUAAAGUAGAGAUGACGUUGAUUAUAAAUUGUAUGAUAGAACUAUUCUUUUGAAAAUAUGUUUGUUUGCAUAACUUUAAAUAUAGUCGACUCUGAACACUUUGUGUUGACUUAUACAAAAUGGAAACUUUAAAAAAAAACCUUACAUUUCUUAUAAAAAAAAAAAAAAUAAUUGAAAGGGCGCAUACAAAAAGUGUACAUUUCAUCAACUAUUUCAUCGAAAGGUGUUCGAGUUUUCUUUUAACGUGCUACUUUUGUAACAAUGUUUCCUGAAGAACAGAGGUGUAAAAAAUUCGUAGCCUAUAAUUUUAUUAAGCCCCAUCUAUUUGCACUGAUAUUUUUCUUUAUAUUUUUUUUUCUAGAUAAAGAUCUGUCUGAAAAUUAAAAAAAAAAAAGAAAAGAUUUUUGUGAACUAGCAUUUCGAUGAUCUUGUCAAUUCUAUUGAAGAAAUUUAUGAUACACGUUUUAUAAACAAAAAUCUUAAUCCUG